AUGGUCGUGGAAUAUUUGAUGCCAGUUCUAGCAUCAAUGCUAUUUUAUUGUGGCGUCAAUAUUGCUCUUCAAUAUGUUGUUGUUCCACCACCAAAACUUACUGACAGCCAAAAGAAAAAUUACAUUGGAGAGCAUAUAUCUCUUAUCCAUUCUAUUUUUGCAUCAAUUCUAGCACUUAGCGUUUAUAUUAGUGAAAACGGAAUUAACUAUGAUACACCAACAAAUGCAUCACAAAUAAUAGUCCUUGGACACUCUAUGGGCUAUUUUACGUACGAUGCAAUAUACGCAGAGCUUUUCGGCCUUCACGACUGGGCAAUGAGAUUCCAUCAUAUUUUUGUAAUUUUUGGCGGCUUUCCUGCCUACUUGGCAAGCAAUGGAGGCAGCCUAGGAGUUAGUAACAUUUAAGCAGCUUGUUUAGUGAUUACCGAACUUUCAAACCCUACAAUGCAGCUUAGACUCAUCUUAAAAGACCAAGGAAAUACUGAUAGUCUUCUAUAUAAAAUAUCUCAAUUCUCAUUUGCAGCAAUUUUUCUUUUCAAUCGGUAAGACUAACGUAGAGGCGUUAUUGGGACGUUUUUAGACUAUAAUUCUUGGCAAUACAACGUAAAUAUAAUGCUUGCUAUUAGUGUCUCUAUGCUUUAUGGAGUCAGCUGUUUCUGGAACUACAUUAUUAUCUUGAUGAUCCUUAAAGAACUCAAAGGAAAAGGCACUACUCUUAAAGAAAGACUAAUUAGCAAGUCUGUCCAUAUCCUGAAAAAAUCUCAAACAGUUAUAGUCGCCCUCAUUUUUAUUUGGGCUGUCUUUAUGCCUCACAUUUUGAAGCAUUUUGGGUUUACUGCAUAUCACCUCAAGUAUGGGAACUUCACAAUAAUUUAG
Molecule: messenger RNA, 876 nt
Organism: Blepharisma stoltei
Lineage: Eukaryota; Ciliophora; Heterotrichea; Heterotrichida; Blepharismidae
Source: the annotation of a GenBank genome assembly